Molecule: messenger RNA, 4365 nt
Organism: Solenopsis invicta (red fire ant)
Lineage: Eukaryota; Metazoa; Arthropoda; Insecta; Hymenoptera; Formicidae
Gene: Rac1
Product: ras-related protein Rac1
Exons: 3
Coding region: 523-1101 (192 amino acids)
Biological process (GO): regulation of cell shape; small GTPase-mediated signal transduction; regulation of actin cytoskeleton organization
Cellular component (GO): plasma membrane; cytoplasmic vesicle; cell projection
Molecular function (GO): GTP binding; protein kinase binding; GTPase activity
Source: RefSeq, a predicted model, not a curated record
AUAGCGUUUGCAGCGCUUCGUCUGUACGACGAGUUGCACUAUGCACUAGUCCCAGUCGCGUAGAAUCUCGGAGGUGCGUCGCGGACCAAUCUGUUACAAUUUGAUCUACACUGCCUCCUGCUGCGAUCGGUGCUGUGUUCUCGUGUAACAUACUCAGCCGUCCAAAAGCAAGCAAACUAUCAAACACGCUCGUUGGACCAACCAAUCAGUCGCUGGAUCUCAUCACGACUCUGUCACGUUUCUCCGUCGCACUUUAACCUCAAUCGUUGUGUCGGUCGCACUUCCUCUCGCGACCUCUUCUCUUUCAUGUCCUCUCCCUCCAUUCGAUACAUUCUUCUUUCUUCUUCUCUGUCGUCACUGCCCUCUUCCUGUACGUUCCGCGCCGUUUGUCUCUUCCUUUCCCGCCCUCUCUCUUUCUCUAUGUGUGUCUCUUUCUCUCUCUUCCCCGCUUAAAAUCGACUUAGUACAUCGUGCGAUUUUACGUGCUUUCGUGUGUAUUACGGACAGCAUCGGAUAUCCAGGAUGCAGGCCAUCAAGUGUGUGGUCGUCGGUGAUGGUGCGGUGGGUAAAACGUGUUUAUUGAUAAGCUAUACCACUAAUGCAUUUCCCGGGGAGUACAUUCCAACGGUGUUUGAUAACUACUCCGCGAACGUGAUGGUUGAUGGGAAACCGAUUAAUCUUGGUCUAUGGGACACGGCGGGCCAGGAAGAUUACGACAGAUUACGUCCGCUGUCUUAUCCACAAACUGAUGUUUUUCUGAUUUGCUUUUCUUUGGUCAACCCGGCGAGUUUUGAGAAUGUGCGCGCCAAGUGGUAUCCUGAAGUACGUCAUCAUUGUCCUGCCACUCCGAUUAUUUUGGUUGGCACUAAGCUAGAUCUGCGCGAGGACAAGGAGACCAUCGAGCGUCUGAAAGACAAGAAAUUAGCCCCUAUUACUUACCCUCAGGGUUUGGCGAUGGCAAAAGAGAUCGGCGCUGUCAAAUACUUGGAAUGCUCUGCUUUGACGCAGAAAGGCUUGAAGACUGUUUUCGACGAAGCGAUACGCGCUGUGCUGUGCCCCGUUCUCCAAGUGAAGCCAAAGCGCAGAUGUUUCCUUCUAUAAUAUUAAAUGUAUCCCUCUUUGCACGUUGGUACUGGAAUGUGUUAAAAGUGUUUCAUCGUUUCUCAACUCCAAUGUACCAAGCACUAAUCGAAUCAAUCGAGUGAAUUGCCGAACUAUUUGGAACCCCAGUUGUAACCAGCCUACGUCAGCAAAGGGGCUGCAAACAUCUGCUAUAAGCGCACAAAUAAAACUGAUUCGGCAUAAAUUUCCAGCGAGCAAAACAAAAGAGGGUUCACACGCAGGAAAUCACGUAUUCAAAGUAUAAAUUCAUUUUUACGUGGCCUCCAACACAUCUUGAAGGAAAAAGAAAUCUAAUUGAGGUUUUUCGCCGUUUACGCGAGCAAAACUUCCAAUCCGAAUAGUCUGAUCACGUAAGGCUAUAAAUGCGAACCGAUUGGACGUCUUAAGCGAAGAGAAUAUAAAAGAAGCCAAAAUAACUAAACUAACCGCUGUACAGUAUACUAGAAGUACAUUAUUAAUAUUACAAUUAAUAAUUAUAUAAUGAAUGGUAAAAAAGAAAAAAGGAAAUAUUAUCAUGUAAUUGUAUAAGCGUCCAAACACACUGACUGUGUACUGAACAGUUUAAUCAAAGAGGAAAACCAUUUUAUGCUAUUUGUACAUUUUAGAUAGGACGCGUGUAGCUAACGCAUUUAAAAUGCGGGUAAAGGAGAAAAACACAAGUAGUUUUCCUUAUCGCGAAAGAUUUCAAUAUGUAUCAAGUUAUAAAUUCAGAGAGAAACGUGAGAGAGAGAGAAAGAGAGAAUAUUUUUUAGAGAUAUGUGCGUAGAAUACAUGGCAAAUACCUAUUUGGACGAUAUUCAUAUAGAUGUUUAUAAAUGUGAAUAACGAUAAACGAUAACUCCAUGCAUAUAUACAUUUCUCUAAGUACUUAUAGCAAUUAUAAGUUUUUUUUUUAUUUCAAACGUUUAAUGUAAUAUUAUUAUUGAAAACUUUGAUAAAGCUUCGCAACAUACUCAGAAAAAGAUUAAAUUUCUUCAAUUCAAAUAUUUGAGUACAUAAAAUAUUUGGACUGGAGAAAUUGAAAUAAUAUAAAAUUAGUGAACUGAAGUUUAAGUAUUUAUAUAUUUAAUUUGAAUUUGUAAAUAUUUGAACUGAAGAAAUUUAAAUACAUAAAUAAUUGAAAGUAUUUUUAUAUAUAUUUAACUUAAAUGCAUAAAUAUUUAAGUUAAAGAAAUUUAAAUAUAUAAAAUAUUUGAACUAAAAUUCAAAUAUUUGUAUACUUAACUUAAAAUACACGAAAUCUUUGGAUUGAAGAAAUCUAAUUACAUUGAAAAAAUUGAUCAAGUAACUACUUUUUUUUUCAGUGUAGAGUUGCUUUUACAAAGAGAAUUCAUCACAUAAUCUCUGAAAAACAUUGGUUUGUUAUGUUCGUAAAAGUCCUAGAUUUAUUUGAGAAAUUGUAUAUAAUCCAAUUAAAGACGUUAAAUGCGUAAUUGAAUGUUGUUCAAUGUUCACUUAUACUCAUCUUCUAUUUAAUUCCAUUAAAUGGUUUAACAAAAAUUUUGUUCUGAAGAUGAGUUUGUAAUUUUAAAAUAAUAAUUAAAUCAAUGCACAAAUUGAAAAAAUUUGAUAGCUAUAUUUUCAAAGCAAAAUUGGCGCCGCAUAAAGUUGCAUUACAUCCUUCUUCCACUAAAUUGGUUAAUAUUAACGUAAAUAUUACAUACUGUAAUUUGAGAGAGAGAGAGAGAGAGAGAGAGAGAAAAAAAUUAUUGGUAACUAAUUGUACAAGACUUGUAGAUGUAUGAGAUAUAAGUAUAGAUGUCGAAUCGAGUUUAAUGAUGUCUUUGCUUUGCGUUGUUUCGUUCACGAGUGUCGCGCGACAACGAUCUGUGAUCCGUGCGCACAAUGCGCUCACGUUCUUUUUGACAGGAAUUACUUCGACUUGUCAUCAAUUUGUGAAGAUAAAAUUGAAAAGAAAAACAUAAUGUAUAUGUAGAAAAAAACAGGAUACAACUAUCGAAGCAGAAGAUAUGCGGAUGUUUCUUGUGUUGUGCGAGAAAAUGAGAGACUGUUAUUAGUAUAGAAGAAAAAUGAGUACAAGAAGUGCGAAUGUAUGUGACGAGAGAAGAUGUGCUACAACAUAAACUGUACAUAAAUGCUGAACUUUAAAUGUAUUUCUACUUAUUACCACAUACGAUGUUACAUGCAUAUUGUAAAUGGUAAUGAGCCACAUAUGGGUAUUCGGCAACAUGUGGAAAAAAAUUUUAUUAAAGAGUGAUUCUAGAGAAUAGAAUAGACUAAGAUCGGAAAUAAUAAAACUGCGAUUGAAGUUUUGUUUUCUAAUUAUAAGUGUUUAAAUAUUUAUGUAAAAAGUGCGUAAAGCAUACAAAUAUUUAAACGUUGCGAUUAAAAAACGAAGUCUUCACCGAAUUUUGUUAUUCUUGAUUUUGCAGUUUUGAGUAUUUAAAUAUUCACCUAAAAAGUGCCUGAAGUGAAUAUUUAAAUAUUUAUAAUUAAAAGUAGUCUUAGUUAUUAUUUUGUUAUUCUUGAUUUUUGUCUUUAUCAUCUAGGAAAGCUCAAAUUACAUAUUUCGGCCAAUUUUUAACUUUACGGUUUUCCCUUACCUUAUUAUUUCACGCGCAAUCUUAGUAAAUGUCAACACUUGAUAAUGAACUGCACGCGAAGUAAUAAAGUAAGGAGGGAGUAUCAAGUUGAAAAUCAGUCAAAAUGUGCAGUUUGUGCCGAGAUCUAGUCUAGAAUCACUUUUUAAUUUUUUUCUCAUUGUUGAUCAUCCUAUAUACAAACACGAAUAUACCCACAUAGUCGCGCGCCCGCAUGAACGCAUCCGUACACACCCAGAAUACACACACAUACACACACGCACGCACGCGCGCGCACACACACACACAACAUAAAUCGCUAAUCGAAUCUAAAUCGUUAUUUGUUUUUUAUAUAUAUAUUAUAAAUAUAUAUAAAGUAAAACACGGAGGGGAGAAGCUGGACCAAGACCUAACUAGAGACUCAAUCGUUGCCAGAUCCAUACCAAUCUCUGUGCAAUCUGUUUGAGAAAAAAUGAAGAUUUGGUCCAUAAAAAAGAAUCACAAAACCUAUUGUAAUUAAAUAUGCUUUAUUAAAUGGAUGUUUAUUAAAUAUUCGGCUAAUUCCUUGUCGAGAAAAAUUAAGAGCCGGUACGAUCCAUGCGGCACAGAAGGAUGACAAAAACAUUACAAAAAUAUUUCCUUACAGAUGUGUAAUCUUCAAAACUCUUGGAAUUGUCAAAACUUAAUAAAAGGACUACUGAGA